Messenger RNA from Alnus glutinosa, 1109 nucleotides. RefSeq lists its product as uncharacterized. NCBI's taxonomy places the organism in Eukaryota, Viridiplantae, Streptophyta, Magnoliopsida, Fagales, Betulaceae. The coding region runs from base 288 to 956 and encodes 222 amino acids. The record is from RefSeq and is a predicted model, not a curated record. The transcript is spliced from 7 exons.
UCUUUUUGUUAAUUAUUCUUUUCUUUUCUUUUUCUUUUUGUUCUAAUCCAAACGAAUCGUGACUCUCAUCCUUACACCAAACGGUCCAAACCUUCUCUUCUUGUGCACUCAAUUGGUCUGCAUCACAAAGUACAGAAGUAGAAGAAAAACAAAGGCAAAGAAAGUGAUUAAAAUAAUAAACAAAACAGGGGGCAAUCCAGCCAGCCAUGCCAUAUCUGAGGACCGUCAGGCCAAUCCUUCAAGGACUUAGGGCUUUGCUUGAGAGAUCUCUGCUUGGACGUGUAUAAAUGCAGCACUGUAGAUACGUUCCGCCUUGGCUCUCUCAUCUUCUCGCAUGCAUGGGGUGUUGUUUGUUAGCUCAAUCGGAGAGAUGCUUCGGGAAGAAACCCUGCUGUUCGUUUUGUAUGUUUUCUGGAGCGUGCUUCCGCGCUCUUGUGCUUUUGAUGAUGGAAAGGGUCAAGGCUAAAUGGAAGAAGCUUUUCAGUAGCAGAGGCUGCCUUGGAUGCUAUACUAAUCAUGAACUAAUUAUCGCGGUGGAUGAGCCAUCAAAGGGGCUGAAAAUUCAAGGUCAAUCUGUGAAGAAACCUAGUGUAUCAGAGGAUUUCUGGAGCACCAGCACUUGUGAAAUGGACAACAGUGCUGUUCAGUCCCGGAGAAGCAUCUCAUCAAUCGGCACAUCAAACCAAGUCCUUGUUCCUCAGGGUUGUCCUGGCAGUGUGAGCAACCCUUCCGAAUUCAUAAAUCAUGGUCUGAUUCUGUGGAACCAGACCAGGCAGCAGUGGCUUGGAAACAAAAGGUUGCAGAGCCAUCGACAAGGUCGAGAGCCCAGAAUAAGUUGGAAUGCAACUUAUGAGAGUCUACUUGCGACUAACAAGCCUUUCCCCCAGCCCGUCCCCCUUCCUGAAAUGAUAGAUUUCCUUGUAGAUGUCUGGGAGCAGGAGGGUUUGUAUGAUUGAACACGCAAACUCGAAAAAACUGCAAUUGUUUUGUUUUUUUUUUUUUGAAGUCCCCAUUUGUGAUAAUUAUAUACAAGUGCUACUGUAUAUUUUAUAUUUUUGUACAUCUUCUCUGCUUAGAUUCUUUAUGAAUGAGGCACACGAAUUGCAUUA